AUGGUUGCAUAAUUAACACCAACCAUAUUUUUGGGCUAGUAAAUUUAUUGCUACCACUGAUCUCAACUACCACCACACACACCCCUUUGAAUUUAUGCAUCUCUUCAUAACUUGUUGUCUACUCUGUAUUUUCCCACUUCUCUUCUUAUCUUUACUUAAACUCCUAUAAUGUUUUUCAAGCAUUAACACUACAUAUUCAUACAGUUAGCUCAAUUUUAUUGCAUUUUUCAUCGCAUUACAACAUUGUAACAACUGGUACAAUAACCAAAAAAAAUAAAAACGCUUAAAAUGGCGGUAUACACGGUGAAGGUAGAGGAAGCAAGAGCUGCUACAGAGAAGAUGCCAUCAGCAGGGGCAGUUUACCGUUGCAUUUACGCUAAAGAUGGCCUCACUGGCGUCCCAGAUGGUGUCGAGUCUCCUUGGGAUCUCUUUUGCAACUCUGUUGAGAGAAAUCCUAGCAGUCAUAUGUUGGGAUGUCGUAAAAUCAUUGAUGGCAAGGCGGGUUCGUAUGAAUGGCUUACUUACAAAGAAGUGUAUGAUUCAGCGCUUCAAAUUGGGUCAGCUAUUAGAAAAACUGGAGUUAAUCCUGGGGGUCAAUGUGGAAUAUAUGGGUCCAACUGCCCCAAAUGGAUCAUUGCUAUGCAGGCUUGUAAUGGCCAAGCCAUAUCAUAUGUACCAUUGUAUGACACUCUUGGUGCCAAUGCAGUAGAGUUCAUCAUCAACCAUGCUGAAGUUUCCCUAGUUUUUGUUCAAGAAAAAAAGUUACCAGCUAUACUGGCAUGCUUAUCAAAGUGUACUUACCUAAAAACCAUUGUCAGUUUUGACAGUAUCUCUAGCACUCAAAGGAAGGAAGCUGAGGAAGCUGGUGUGUCUUGUUUCUCUUGGGAAGAGUUCUCUCAAUUGGGAACUAUGGAUUAUCAACUUCCUGUGAAACAAAAGACAGAUAUCUGCACCAUCAUGUACACAAGUGGCACGACAGGAGAGCCAAAAGGGGUCAUUUUAACUAAUGCAGCUUUUACGGCAGAGGUCUUUGCAAUAGAAUACAUGUUUUCUGAAACAGACAAAUCGGCAAACGCAGAAGAUGUAUACUUCUCAUUUCUUCCAUUGGCGCACAUCUUUGACCAGAUAGUGGAAACAUAUUUCAUUGCUAGAGGCACCUCAAUAGGUUUCUGGCAGGGAGAUGUGAAAUAUCUGAUUGAGGAUCUUCAGGAAUUGAAGCCUACUAUGUUCUGUGGGGUUCCCAGGGUUUAUGACCGUAUAUAUACUGGUAUUGUGGAUAAAAUUUCAUCAAGUGGUUCUCUCAAGAAGGGAUUGUUUGACUACGCCUAUAAUUAUAAACUGCGGAAUUUGGAGAAAGGGUUACGCUCUGAUGAAGCUGCACCUCUAUUGGACAAGUUUGUUUUUAAUAAAAUCAAACAAAGCUUUGGCGGACGAGUGCGUCUUAUGUUUUCCGGAGGAGCGCCCUUGGCAAUGCAUGUUGAAGAAUUUUUCAGGGUUACUUGCAGCAGUGUGGUGGUUCAAGGGUAUGGUCUUACGGAAAGCUGUGCUGGAUGUUUCACAUCAAUAGCCAAUGUGCACUCGAUGAUGGGAACUGUGGGAAUCCCCACGACCAGCAUAGAAGCUAGACUGGAAUCUGUUCCAGAGAUGGGAUAUGAUGCGCUUUCAAGCACUCCACGUGGCGAAAUUUGUUUGAGGGGAAAUACGUUGUUCUCUGGUUAUCACAAGAGACCAGAUCUAAGUCAAGAAGUUCUUAUAGAUGGUUGGUUCCAUACAGGUGACAUUGGCGAAUGGCAGCCUGAUGGAUCUAUGAAAGUCAUUGACAGGAAGAAAAACAUAUUUAAGUUGUCCCAAGGGGAAUAUGUAGCGGUGGAGAACCUUGAGAAUAUAUAUUCACAGUGCAACUUGAUAACAUCUAUUUGGGUUUACGGAAACAGUUUCGAAUCAUUUCUUGUGGCUGUUGUUGUUCCUGAGAGAAAGGCACUCGAAGAUUGGGCAGCUAAUAAUCACGAAAGCGGGGACUUCAAAACACUCUGCAAAAGUGCCAAAGCUAGGAAAUACUUCCUAGAAGAGCUUAACAACACUGCUCAAAAACAUGAACUUCGAGGUUUCGAGAAGUUAAGAGCAGUUUUCCUCGAACCCAUUCCUUUUGACAUUGAGAGGGAUUUGAUGACUCCAACCUUCAAAUUGAAGAGGCCUCAGUUACUCAAAUGCUACGAGGAAGUAAUCAAUGAGAUGUAUAGUGAAGCAAAGGGAGUAAAGGCAUGAAACGAGGCCGUCUGAAGUUUGCAAUGGAAUUUGAUGUAAUACUUCCUUAGAAGUCAGGACCAAAUAAUGGUUAUACUUCAAGUUUCUAAGUGCCAUGAUUGUGUUCUUACUCUCUCGCUUCUGGCCUCUGUAUGUAACAUAAACAAGCUUUUAAUGUAUGAUCUUCAAUACAAGCUGGUAUAGGCUACAAGCCUACAACUACAAUUUCAAUAGAAAUAUAUUUGGUCUUAUGAA
This is a messenger RNA of Beta vulgaris subsp. vulgaris (sugar beet), 2499 nucleotides long. RefSeq names its product probable CoA ligase CCL6. Gene Ontology annotation, cellular component: endoplasmic reticulum; membrane. The record is from RefSeq and is a predicted model, not a curated record. The transcript has 19 exons. NCBI's taxonomy places the organism in Eukaryota, Viridiplantae, Streptophyta, Magnoliopsida, Caryophyllales, Amaranthaceae. Gene Ontology annotation, biological process: wax biosynthetic process; cutin biosynthetic process; fatty acid metabolic process. Gene Ontology annotation, molecular function: long-chain fatty acid-CoA ligase activity. The coding region runs from base 289 to 2265 and encodes 658 amino acids.